GGGAAAGAGAGAAGAAGAAUCGUCGCGUCUUCAUCCCAAACUUCCACUGUCACCUUCAUCGAUCCUUGUCUGUAUUUAAGAUAAAUGAUGCUUGUCUCCUCUAUAAAUAACAACCACGGUUCUUCUGGUUAAUGAUUAGAAGAACUAAUACGUACAUACACAUUUGUACAUACUAACCACACACACAAAUAUAUAUAACCUAUGAUAUAUUUAGGCAGAAUAAAUCCUCUGUUUUAUACAACAAUGACAAAAACACUUGAGAUUGACAUCAGAUCCGCAGAGGGGCUCAAGAUAAACCGGAGACUUAUCAAGAAGAAAAAGACUUUCGCCGUCGCAAGGAUCGGCGAUAAGUCUCGAAAAACGUAUCUAGACGACUCGGGAGGAAGCAAUCCAACGUGGAACUUCAAGUCGGAGAUGCCAAUGCAAGGGAGUGUAAAGUUCAUCUCCAUUGAGGUAUUUUAUCGAACACGUUGUGGGCGUGAUAAGAAGAUCGGAGAAGCUCCAAUCCCGGCGACGGAUUUCAUGGGUAAGUAUUCUCAUGAAGGACAUUUGAAUUUCUUGACCUAUAGAUUGAGAGAUGAGUAUGGUGAUAAGUGUGGAAUCGUGAAUGUUUCCAUUGUGGUUAAACCCGAUUCCACAGAAACGACAAUGUUCAUGGCUCCUUCUUCUUCUUCGUCUGAACCGCCGUCGAUUGAUGGGUAUGGUGGUCGGAUUGUAACUGGAGUUCCGGUUUGGCGUUUGACAUCAUAAACUGGUGUUUGGUCCCCACCGCUUGCGCUGUAAUACUUCAUGCCCGAGGAAGAAGACGUGUUAUUACAGGAGUAACUUUUUUGGGUGUGUGUUUCAACGGCCGACAUACACUGGUGUUUGGCUUGCACGUCUGUCCUAAGGAUUUUUCCCAAUUCGGAAUUGAGGAAGAAAGAUGUGAUUAGUGUUUUUUCUAUACAAGAAAAAAUGAGUUUGUUGUAUGAAAUUGAUUACGAAUUUCGAAAUAAAGUCGAACUUGUUCUAAAAA
Raphanus sativus (radish) is the source of this 1015-nucleotide messenger RNA. RefSeq names its product BON1-associated protein 1. The record is from RefSeq and is a predicted model, not a curated record. Lineage: Eukaryota; Viridiplantae; Streptophyta; Magnoliopsida; Brassicales; Brassicaceae. The coding region runs from base 202 to 750 and encodes 182 amino acids. Gene Ontology annotation, biological process: defense response. The transcript has a single exon.